CAAGAUAGUAAAAGGACAAUAUUUCAGGCCAGACCAAUUUUUGGUAGGUUUAUUGCACAAUAAGUGGUAAAUUAGUGAUGGUUAUCAUUACAUAUGUAUCCAUUUUUUUUUAGUUGAUUUAAUAUAUACAUGUACCCUUUUUUUUUUUUUUUUUUUUUUUUUGUAAUUUAUGAAGUGGACAAAUUCCAUAGAUAAUGUAUUGGGUAAGUGGUUAAAAGAGUUUUCCUAAAACACUAUCCCUCUCCCCGCCAAACACUCAAACAGAGCAAAUGAAGUAACAUGUUGCUGCAAACUGUUAGUAUUACUACCAAGAAUUGAAGAGCACUGAUGACGGUCGUCGGACACCCCAUCACCACCGCUCUCACUCGUGGCUCAUUGCCGGAACUAACUUCUACUCAAGUUACAAGAUGGAAAUUCCUGGCUACCAAUUACUAUAUCAUGGGGGGAAGUUUAAUGCCAUUGUGCAGUAUAUAUCUGGAUCUAAGAAGGUAUAAAAACCGUAGUACUUGUAAAGUAAAGUGCUCCAAUGUUGAGGUUCCUGAGAAGUUGAAGCAUGAUGACACAUAUGUUGACAGACGAGGCAAGUUCAGAAGGUUCAAUCGAAAAAAGUUAUCUAGGAAACGAUGUGGAGGUUUAAGAGGACGUGGAUGGAAAUUUGGUUCUGGAUUUAUUGAUGGAGUUUUUCCAGUGCUUAGCCCAAUUGCUCUGAAAAUUUUGGAGCUUGUAGAGCAGAAUGAAGAUAUUGAUAGAAUUUGGACCGUUCUUGACACCCUUCCUCGAACACAUACCACUUGGGAUGAUAUUGUCAAUGUAGCUGUCCAACUACGCUUGAACAAAAAAUGGGAUGAAAUUGUGGUGCUGUGUCAAUGGAUAUUGCAUCGGAGCUCCUUCAAACCGGACAUUUUGUGUUACAAUUUGAUGAUUGAUGCUUUUGGACAGAAAUCACAAUAUAAGAAGGCAGAAGCUAUGUAUUUAGAACUUCUAGAGGCUCGAUGCAUUCCAACUGAAGAUACUUAUGCACUAAUGCUGAGGACUUACUGUGCUUCUAGGUUGUAUGCUAAAGCUGAAGCUAUCUUCUCUGAGAUGCGAAAAUAUGGCCUUUCCUCGAGUGCCGUUGUGUACAAUGCUUACAUUGAAGGAUUGAUAAAAGGAGGAAACAACACAAAAGCGAUUGAGAUAUAUGAGAGGAUGAAGCAGGAACGAUGUGAGCCAAAUACUGAAACUUACACUAUGCUAAUCAAUUUAUAUGGAAAGGCAAAUAAAUCUUAUAUGUCCCUUAAGGUGUUCAAUGAGAUGAGAACUCGUAAAGGCAAGCCAAAUAUCUGCACUUACACUGCACUAAUCAAUGCAUUUGCAAGGGACGGACAAUGUGAGAAAGCGGAAGAAAUAUUUGAGUUGCUACAAGAGGCUGGCCUUGAGCCUGAUGUUUAUGCUUACAAUGCACUGAUGGAAGCUUACAAUCGUGCAAGGUAUCCUUAUGGCGCUGCAGAGAUAUUUUCAUUGAUGCAACACAUGGGUUGUGAGCCAGAUAGAGCCUCAUAUAACAUCAUGGUAGAUGCCUAUGGUAGAGCUGGUCUAGUUGAAGAUGCGGAAGGUGUGUUCGUGCAGCUACAACAGCUAGGCAUGACUCCAACCAUGAAAUCCUACAUGUUAUUACUCUGUGCCUACGCGAAAGCAGGGAACAUUGCCAAGAGUGAAGAAUUUGUAAAUGAGAUGAUGAAGUCAGGUAUCAAGCCAGACAUUUAUGUCAUGAAUAGCAUGAUGAAUUUGUAUGGUAGGUUCGGCCAAUUUGAGAAGAUGGAACAAGUUUUAAGCGCAAUGGAGGACGAACCCAAUGUAGCUGCUGAUAUAAGUACUUACAAUAUACUAAUUAACCUAUAUGGUCGAGCUGGAUACUUUGAGAAAAUGGAGCAGUUGUUCCAUUCACUCGGUGAUAAAAAUUUGAAACCUGAUGUUGUGACAUGGACAUCGCGCCUAGGAGCUUACUCGAGGAAGAAGCAGUACAAGAUGUGCUUAGAGAUAUUUGAGCAAAUGAUCGAUGCUGGAUGCUUUCCUGAUGGAGGUACUGCAAAAGUUCUUCUUUCAUCUUGUUCAAGUGAAGAACAGGUAGAGCAAGUUACUACAAUUCUUAGAACAAUGCACAAGGAUGUCAAGCCAAUACUCAAUAUUGAAAACAACAGGUCCUUGUUUGAGUCACUUGAGUUAUCAGAAGACAAGAGGCCAACAAACAAUGAGAAAGUGUCUGCAUCAGCUUCAAAUCCGUUUGCAACCAAAAGAUCACGAUAGUAUAAUGCAUUUGAUAAGUCAUUAUUGAGUAUAUAUCCUCUAAUAAUUGUAUUAUAAGUUCGAUAAUCAGGGCGGCAACCAUCUUCCUCCAUUAUCCUCAA
Molecule: messenger RNA, 2387 nt
Organism: Chenopodium quinoa (quinoa)
Lineage: Eukaryota; Viridiplantae; Streptophyta; Magnoliopsida; Caryophyllales; Amaranthaceae
Product: pentatricopeptide repeat-containing protein At2g35130-like
Exons: 9
Coding region: 328-2286 (652 amino acids)
Molecular function (GO): protein binding
Source: RefSeq, a predicted model, not a curated record